This is a messenger RNA of Saccoglossus kowalevskii, 1267 nucleotides long. RefSeq lists its product as uncharacterized. Gene Ontology annotation, molecular function: protein binding. The record is from RefSeq and is a predicted model, not a curated record. NCBI's taxonomy places the organism in Eukaryota, Metazoa, Hemichordata, Enteropneusta, Harrimaniidae.
AGAACGUGUCUUUGAUUUAGUAGACACUAUAUUCGUACCAGUAAAAUGCAGUUCAUCUUACUCAUAGUAUGGAUGUUGGUCUUCAACGCCGAGUCAUCACCAAAGGUUUUCGCAGAAAAUGACCGUGCACGUAGAGCUAGUGGAGUAAAGUACAAUGAGAAGUGCGCCCUCUACCACGGGCCAAAAUACUCAUUGUCAUGCGCAGAUGGCUCUGGAUGUUUAGGAGAAGAUCUCUUGUGUGAUAAUUUUAAAAAUUGCCCGGAUGGAAGUGACGAGUAUGGAUGUCAAGGAGAAGAGCAACCCCUGAGAUCAGGGGCAAAGUACAGCGAGGAGUGCGCCCUCAAGUAUGGAAUAGAAUACUCUUACAUAUGCGCAGACGAUUCUGUGUGUUUAACAGAAUCGGUCUUGUGUGAUAAUUUUGAGAACUGCCCAGAUGGAAGCGACGAGUUUGGAUGUCAUGGCGAGCGUCCGGAUCCUUGGAAUAAUGAAGACGAACCCAAAGAUGGGAAACCGUACGAAUUCAAUCAGUGUCGACUGGUAUUCCCGGGAACACAGCUCAAAUGUGUUGGAGAAAAUAGGUGCGUUGCAGAUAGUGACGUGUGUGACGGAUUUCAAAACUGUAAAAAUAACGGAGACGAGCUGGACUGUGGUUAUGGUGUUAGAGACGAAAACUGGUGUGUUAAGCCUUAUCAGCAGGGUGUUUCAGAAGGAGGCUGGUAUUUCUUAAAAGAACAAAUGUGGGAGGCGCAUAACUACUAUCGCUGUAUACACGGUGUGCCGCCCAUACAUUGGGAUGACGUCAUAGCUAUGGAGGCUCAGGCGUUAGCAGAUGAAAUAGCUGUCUCUCAGAGGAUUGGACAACCGUCAGAAAAGUACGGGAUAAACCAAGCAAUGAAACAACUGCAUUUGAAGGAACAGUAUACAGGACUUGGUUUUGUGAAGUUAUGGUACGAUGAAAUCGAAUUCUAUGAUUUUGAACACCCUUCUUAUAGUGACCAGUACGCUCACUUCACUCAAGUAGUUUGGAUGGAAAGCGCCGAAGUUGGUUGUGGUAUCGCAGAGGGCGCUGGUUCCAGGGACCAAUACAUAACCUAUUGGACUGUAUGUCUGUAUACUCCGCCCGGGAACACCCCACGUAACAGCGAAAGGGCUUUCGCUAGAAAUGUGCAACCACUGUUAUAGACAGUCGACGGCUUGUCUGACAAAUCGUAUUAUAAUGUACUAACAGUACACGUAUUGAUCGUAUCAAUAAAUUAUUAACCAUAUU